AUGGCUCAACAUUUAUUAAAAGAAAUGCCUAAUAAAACCAAAAAGCUAAAAAUUGUGGUUGGAUUUAAUGGACGUCAUAAUAGUUUGAGAUUCGCUCAAUUAGCCUCCAAUGUAUUUAUCAAAAACGGAAUUCGUGUAACUUUGUUUUCUGCAUGUGUUCCAACACAUGUUGUUUCUUCUGCCGUUGUUGGAUUAAAUUGUGAUGCUGGAUUAAUGAUAACAGUCUCCCAAAACCCAAAUAAAUACAAUGGCUUUACAGUUUAUUGGAAUAAUGGAGCCCAAAUACUUCAACCUAUAGAAAAAGAAAUUCGUCUUCUUUCUAAGGAAAAACCCAAAGAAGAAUAUUGGAACACUACAACUCUUUCUACAAACAAUUUAUUUUCUGUUGUUGCUGAUUCUAUUCUGGAUAAAUAUUUUGCUGCUGAGUCUUCUGCUUGUUGUUUUUAUAGAGAAUUAAAUGCAAAAACUUCACUUAAAAUUACUUAUUCUUCCUUUAAUGAUGAUGGUUUUAAAUUUGCUCAACGAAUGUUUAAAGAAUUUGGAUUUCCAGAAGAUGCUUUUUCUUGUGUUAAGGAACAAGCCGAACCCGAUCCAGACGGCUCCUCUCCUGAUGUUCUCAAACUUUGUUAUCAAAAAGCGGAGGAAACUGAUGCUACUUUAAUUUUGGCUAAUGAUCAAAAUGCCAAUAGGCUUCAAAUUGCUGAAAGACAACCCGACGGCAGUUGGUAUUUAUUUAAUGGGAAUGAAAUGGGUACUUUAUUAACAUGGUGGAUUUGGACGCAAUGGAAACAAAGAAAUUCGGAUUUACCUGGAGAAGAUUUUUAUGUUAUAAACGGGUCGUUUUCUUCUCAUAUAGUUGCUAAAAUGGCUAAAAUGGAAGGCUUCAAAAACGAUGUUUCUUUAGCUGGUUUCAAAUAUUUUGGUGAUAAGGCACUUGAACUUCGAGCGAAAGGAAAAUUGGUUAUUCUUGCUUGGGAAGAAUCUAUAGGGUUUGCAACAGGAACAACUCUUGAUAAGAACGAAACAAGUGUAGCAGCAGUUUUUACAGAAAUGGCCAAUUAUUUACCUUCUCAAAAAUUAAAUAUGAAACAACAAUUAUUUAAUAUUUACAAUAAAUAUGGCCUCUAUUUGAUUACAGAAUAUAUUCAUGAUUAUAAUGUGAAAUCUGGAAAAAGAAUUAAUGUUGGGGGUCACUUAUACUCCUUUUAUAUGAAGAAAUCAACAAAAUUUACAAAAUCAACAAAAUUUACAUGGUUUUGUGUACUACGCAACAACCCGAAGAUUAAAUGUAAUGGCACAAUCCACACAUACAUAAAAGACAAAACAAAAAAUAUCAUAAUUAUGGGUACAGAACACAAUGCUGCUUGUAUUUCCCAAAAAAAUUCAACACAAUUUGCUUUGAACAACACGUUGUCACCACAACAACAUUUGUCUUCAAAUAUUUCUGAAAAUGAUGUUUAUGAUCUAGAAAAAGAAGAAACACCACCUGAAGAAAUUCUAAAAUCUCCUCUUUCAACUAAUAAUUAUGAAAAUGUUGUAGUGUGGGGACGUGGUCUUUUGUCUGUUGGAACGGGUGCUAAUGAGGAGCUUGGUGUAUAUGUGGAUAAUUGUGAGGAUGAAGUUAUUGUUAGUGUUAAAAAAGAUGAUUCAGAUGACCUGCUCAUCCCUGUUUCUCGACAAGAUUUUGAACAGAGACCGUCAGCAGCUUCACAACCGUUUACUGCUAUAAAUCCUCGACAAUCUUUCGUUUUUACUCCGAGUACAAGCGGGAAGUAUGAGGUUUCUGUCAAAAGCGCUGCUAGCAAUGUACAUUUGGGAAGCAGUCCUUACAAGAUCGUGGUUGGCCCAAAGAACAUUUCAAGUAUUCGAGCUAUCGGUCCUGGAUUGGUUGGAGGUGUUGCUGAUGAAAUGGCUGUCUUUUAUGUUGACAUACAUGGAAGAGCAAAUUGUUUAGAAUUUUCAAUCGAAGGACCCAGCGAACCGGAGAUUAUUUGCUCUGACGAUGAUGAAGGAACGGCGUUGGUUGAAUACACACCUCAUGUUCCGGGGUGUUACACAAUCAACAUCACCGAACAUGCCACAAAUUCACACAUAAAAGAUUCUCCUUUUGUUCUUUGGAUUGAACCAUCAAAUUUGCUUCCUUUUAAAAACGUUGACCGCCCAAUUCGAAUACCAUCAUUUGAAAGCAACAAAGGACAAGUCAACAAACAAUUUAAUUUUAAAAUUCCAAAGGAAAUUGGUUUGGAUUUUGUUUUUAAAUGA
Messenger RNA from Meloidogyne enterolobii, 2262 nucleotides. The record is from the annotation of a GenBank genome assembly. NCBI's taxonomy places the organism in Eukaryota, Metazoa, Nematoda, Chromadorea, Rhabditida, Meloidogynidae.